AUGAUGGCGUAUGGUGAGCCUUCUCCGUUUCGAAGGGUAGAAGACAAAGAUGAAGGGAUGGAGCGGGAGGUGAAGCCCACUCCGUUACCCCAGCAACAGGCUCAGACACAGACACAGCCACAGUCGCCGCCGACGGAACCGCAGCCGGGACCGGGACCGGAACAGCAACAACAAUACAGCAGUUUGAUUACGGAACCAACAGCUACGACUGUGGAGCAUCCAUCCAAGCAUCGGCAGAGUGGCGUGGGCCAGGUCACGUGCGCUCUAAGUACAACGGGGUUGGGGAGUGAGAAUGGACGCGGACAAGUUCAAACGACUCAAAUUGAUGACGAGGUUGGGGAAGAAGAAGACAUUGACGAAAGCGAGGAGGACACGUCACAGCAAUCGAUAUCAUCGCAUGUUCUGCUGCCACAGUCGUUCUUCGAUUGCCCAAUAGAACAUCUCAUCAUUCUGGUGUCUUCCAUGUUGGAGGAGUUAGUGUCUGUCAACGACGCGCUUCCUUUCGAUCCUGCCCAAUUGACCAGAUUCCAUUCGCGAAGUCCACCAGGAAUCUCCAUCAAGGACUAUCUCAUUCGAAUCGUGCGGUUCUGCUCGCUGGAAAAAUCAAUUCUGCUGACCGUCAUUUACUACAUAGAUUUUCUAUGUCGCACCUUCUCCACCUUCAACAUCAAUUCGUUGACGGUGCAUCGUUUCCUCAUCACCACGUGUAUGGUUGGAUCUAAGGGUCUCUGCGACAGUUUCCGCACCAAUGGACACUAUGCACGAGUCGGAGGUAUCUCAAAGGCCGAGCUGAAUCUGUUGGAAGUGGAGUUUCUCGUCAGAGUCGACUAUCGCAUUGUGCCCAAGGUGGAGGUGCUGUCACGGUAUUACGAACGCAUGGUCAUGCGCAUGAACAAUGUUUACCAGCUGGUGGAGGGCAUCAGCAGCAGCACGCCGGCUGGAACUACUCCCAGUGAUACUCCUACUGCCACUACUCAACUGCCGUCUGUUGUGGCUACCACAGAGUCGCGAAGAGGAGUGGGUAACGUAAAGAGAGGAAGUAUAGACGAGGGAGACAGUGAGAGAGUCAAAAGGAGUCUCGAGGGAAAAGAACCGUAA
Messenger RNA from Yarrowia lipolytica CLIB122, 1098 nucleotides. RefSeq lists its product as uncharacterized. Gene Ontology annotation, biological process: regulation of cyclin-dependent protein serine/threonine kinase activity. The record is from RefSeq and is a predicted model, not a curated record. NCBI's taxonomy places the organism in Eukaryota, Fungi, Ascomycota, Dipodascomycetes, Dipodascales. Gene Ontology annotation, molecular function: protein kinase binding; cyclin-dependent protein serine/threonine kinase regulator activity. Gene Ontology annotation, cellular component: cyclin-dependent protein kinase holoenzyme complex; nucleus.